Zygosaccharomyces rouxii is the source of this 393-nucleotide messenger RNA. It is a transcript of the gene PAM16, whose product is annotated as import motor complex subunit PAM16. The record is from RefSeq and is a predicted model, not a curated record. The coding region runs from base 1 to 393 and encodes 130 amino acids. Gene Ontology annotation, cellular component: TIM23 mitochondrial import inner membrane translocase complex. The transcript has a single exon. Lineage: Eukaryota; Fungi; Ascomycota; Saccharomycetes; Saccharomycetales; Saccharomycetaceae. Gene Ontology annotation, biological process: protein import into mitochondrial matrix.
AUGGCUUAUAGGGCUUUUGUACAAGUGGUCGUAACAGGUGCUUCUGUCUUUGGUAAAGCAUUUGCAGAAGCUUACCGCCAAGCGGCAUCUCAAUCUGUUAAACAGGGUCCUAAGGCAGCUCGUUCCGCAAGUGCAGAAUAUGGUGGUAUAACGCUUGAUGAAUCGUCCAAAAUUUUAAAUCUAGAAGAUGAAAAGGAAUUAGAUACCAGCAAAAUUAAUGGUAAAUUCCAAUACCUUUUCGAUAUUAACGAUAAGGAAAAAGGUGGUAGUUUUUACCUGCAGAGCAAGAUCUACAGAGCUGCUGAAAGGCUGAAAUACGAGAUAGCCCAACGAGAAGCUGCCAAAAAUGGUGGAUCAUCACCCAAGGGCAGUGAUGGUAGUAAUCCUCAAUAG